Gopherus flavomarginatus (Mexican gopher tortoise) is the source of this 1859-nucleotide messenger RNA. Its product is annotated as nascent polypeptide-associated complex subunit alpha, muscle-specific form-like. The transcript is spliced from 4 exons. The coding region runs from base 6 to 1859 and encodes 617 amino acids. Gene Ontology annotation, molecular function: zinc ion binding; nucleic acid binding. The record is from RefSeq and is a predicted model, not a curated record. Lineage: Eukaryota; Metazoa; Chordata; Testudines; Testudinidae.
AGCAAAUGAAUGACUAUAAACUUUUUCUAACCAAGGCCAGAUACAGGAUGGGGAUAACCCCAGAUCAUGCCCGUCGGCGCUUCAGAACCCAAAAGUGGAAACCAGAGGUGUCAUUUCCCAAACACGCCUACUACAUUGCAAAAAACUAUGAGGCCUGGCUAACAGGAAACAACAUUCAAACCUUGGAAGAAAUGAACCUCCUCAUACAAAUGGAGCAGUUCUUGGAUGGUGUUCCUGAAGACAUCACACGGUACAUACAAGAUGGAAAUCCCAAAGAUAUCGCUGAGGCGGGGGAGAUUGGAGCCAAAUGGAUGGAACUGGCAGAAAGCAAGAAAGCUACUGUCAAGGGGAACGAUUACCCCAGGGGGCACACAGACCAUAAACCCUACAACCGAGGACAGCCAAAGACCCCACAUACCACCCAAGUAAAGCCACAGAUACCCUACCCUUCAACCUCACCAGUCUCCAGUAACUCACCUCGGCCCAGUGACCCAUCAGAUGGAAGAUGCUUUAAGUGUAAUGAACUGGGACAUAUCAAGGCCAAGUGUCCCAAGAACACCAUGCGAGUGCAAUUCAUUACACCACCAUCACACCAAAGAUCCCCAGGCCCGGAUGCCUCUCAAAUACCCUUGGAGCGAAGGGAAAAUUUGAGAGUGGGCGGAAAGAAGGUUACUGCGUGGAGAGACACGGGGGCACAAGUGUCAGCUAUCCACCAAUCCUUCGUUGACCCCAAAUUCAUCAACCCAAAGGCCAAAGUUACAAUUUACCCCUUCAUGUCACAAGCUGUAGACUUGCCUACAGCUCAACUGCCUGUCCAGUACAAAGGCUGCUCAGGAAUGUGGACUUUUGCAGUCUAUGACAAUUAUCCUAUCCCCAUGCUACUGGGGGAAGACUUGGCCAACCAGGUGAAGCGGGCCAAGCGAGUGGGAAUGGUUACACGUAGCCAAACCAGGCAAGCUUCCAGACCCAUUCCUGUUCCUGAGCCGUCCACAGACGCCCCGUCUGUGUUACCAGAGACCCAGACAGAGGUAGUGGACCCGGAUUCCAUGCCAACCACUGAAACAGCCACAGCGCCUCCAGUCCCAGGCCCGGAACUGGAACAGCAACCAGCACCAGCAAGUGCAACCACAUCUUCAAACUCAACGCCAGAGGGCGCCAGCGAGCCAGAACUGGCAGAAGCAACAGACAGCCAUACCCAAAAGGCUCAGCCAGAGCCUGAAAUACCCUCAGGUGCACCAGCAGAGAGCGGUUCACCAGCAACGGAAACAACCCCAUCACCUACAUCGCUUCCAGAGGGACCAAGCCCAAGUCCACAGUCUGAGGAAGAACUGGUGACCCCAGCCUCAAGGGAACCGUUCCAGACUGAGCAGGAAGCAGGUGACAGCCUUCAGAAAGCUUGGGCGGCGGCACGGAGCACCCCACCGCCUCUCAGCUCUUCUAAUCGAUCCCGGUUUGUUAUAGACCAAGGACUUUUAUACAGGGAGAGUCUUUCUGUCAGCUUUGAAGCUGAGGAAAGAAUAAAGAAACAUGAUAAACAGCUGACCAGGGAAGAAGCUGCUCACAAGAGAGCUAUGGAGGCAGAAAAAGCCAAGAUGGAGGCAGAAAAAGCCAGGGAAGAAACUGGCCACAAGAGGGCUAUGGAGGCCCAGAGAGAGGCCCAGAAGCAUGAAGUGGAGUUAAAGAGGGCAAAGGCUAAGCAGAAUAUACAGGACAACCCUAGCAAACCUUCUCCAAAAGGGGCAUACCACUCCAUUGACACAGGCAAUGCUCACCCAAUUAGAGCCCAGUCUUACGGGGUGUCUUCUCAAGCCAAAACUGCUAUAGAAUGGGAGAUCCAGACCAUGCUACAGAUGGUGUAA